AGCCCCAGUCCAGACACAGAACCCAAAGGAACUCCACCACGAGCGGACCAGCCAAACCCAAAACCAAAAUAACACAACCAAAACAAAGUGAUAAUCCAAUCUAACAAACCACCAAAACAACAAUAUGCAGUGCACACUCUCCCUUUCCGUGAUCGCAGUGAUUGCCAUAAUCUUCAGUAUAAACAUGACCCAAGGGGCACCCAUCAGCAGCAGCAUCAGCAGCGAAUCAGGGGCCAUUCUCUCACCAACCGAUAUCAGCGGUGAGGCUGUGCGUCAGAAGCGAGCCAGUGCGGCUUACUACAGGGGCGACUACUUCAUCUGUUAUCCCAAGAGCGAGGUCUACGGCAAUGCCUAUGGAGGCUCCCAGCGGCGCUCGGAUGAUUCUGUGGCCAGUCCACCACGGUACCUGGCCGAUGACUCCUUUGAAGCUCGCAAGGAUAGAGCCGAUGCCAGGCGCGCCGCCUACACUGAUAGCUACGGCAAAUAGGCGACUGAUCGGAAUAGCACUUUGAGUGCUAAGGAUUUCACAGGUCUAGCUUUAUGAGAUGUACAAAAUAUGUUUAUUUAUUUAUUGAAAUCGC
Messenger RNA from Drosophila guanche, 581 nucleotides. RefSeq lists its product as uncharacterized. The record is from RefSeq and is a predicted model, not a curated record. The transcript has a single exon. Bases 125 to 487 code for a protein of 120 amino acids. Lineage: Eukaryota; Metazoa; Arthropoda; Insecta; Diptera; Drosophilidae.